AAAGCAAAAACCGCUUUUACGGCCACAGCAACUCCUCAAAACCAAGGAUUUAUUCGAUUCCCCUCGUUGGAUUUAAUUGUCAGCACCAGAUCCUUGACAUACAAGCGCACAAUGACUUUGAACAAGGGAGACAAAUUGCGGAACAUGGACAAGAGGAGAGGGAGCGUGCCUUUCCCCAUGAACCUGCCCAACCUGCACAGGAGAAGCAUGCCCGUGGACGACCGUGACCUGCGCGCCACGAUGCCAGAGACCGGCCAGACGGACGAGCUCUCCAACCUCCUGCGCUGCACCUCGUACUCGCCGAGCGAGCAGCACCGGGACAGCUGCGCCUCGGACUCCUCCGACUCGGUCAUCUCCACCGGCAGCGAGGCGGAGUCUCAGGUGUACAAGGUGGUUCUGCUCGGCGAGCACGGGGUCGGCAAGUCCAGCCUGGCGCGCGUGUUUGGGGGCGUGGAGGACCCUGGUCACGACUGCGAUGAAGCAGGAAACACUUAUGACAGAUGUAUCGUGGUGGACGAGGAGGAGGCAUCCAUUGUGCUGUAUGACAUCUGGGAACAGGAUAACAGCCAGUGGCUCAAGGACCAGUGCAUGAGGAUGGGAGACGCUUACAUCAUCGUGUAUUCCGUGACGGACAAGUCCAGCUUCGAGAAGGCCUCCGAGCUGCGCAUCCAGCUCCGCCGGGCCAGGCAGUCGGAGAACAUUCCCAUCAUCCUCGUGGGCAACAAGAGCGACCUGGUGCGGUCCAGAGAGGUGUCUGUGGACGAGGGAAGCGCCUGCGCGGUGGUGUUCGACUGCAAGUUCAUCGAGACGUCCGCGUCCCUCCACCACAACGUGCAGGACCUGUUCGAGGGCAUCGUCCGGCAGAUCCGCCUGAGGAAAGACAGCAAGGAGGAGAACGCGCGGCGCAUGGCCAACUGCAGGCGCCGGGAGAGCAUCGGCAAGAAGGCCAAGCGGUUCCUGGGCCGCAUGGUGGCGCGCAAGAACAAGAAGAUGGCCUUCAGGCAGAAGUCCAAGUCCUGCCACGACCUCACGGUUCUCUGAGGAGCAGACGGGACAGAAGGACUUCUUUGUUUUUUGGUUUUUUUUCGUUCCCCUUUGGCCUCUGAAGACCAGACGCUGUGUGUGUUUUAACACUAACCCUAAAGGACUAAUAGAGCUUGUACAGAAAUAUAUUUUUAUUUUUUAGACACCAAGUGGAAGCAAAAGGGAGGACUCGACGAAUGAAACACUAUUUCAAGUCAUAUCAUGAUAUGUGCGAUAUCCUGCAUGACAACGUUUUUGCAAACAAUUUGACACAUUUGCCGCCAUGACGCGACGAGUGUGUGCGAACAAUCCACAAAAAGGCCUAUCGUUUCUAAUAAGUUGCAAAUGUCGCCUCGCUGUUGGGUUAUUAUCGUCAUUAUUAUUACUAUUAUUAUUACUACGCUCCCUUGACUGGAGGAGACUGGUGUACAGACUGUAUGUAUAUGACUGAUGCUGAAUGUAACACAUCUCAUUGUCCGACGUGGUGAAGGAAUACAGUAUUAAAAGUCAUCUGGAGUUGAAUUUACUUGAAGCGGGGUGUGCGGGCUCGUGCCUCGGCCAAGUCACUGAA
This is a messenger RNA of Solea senegalensis (Senegalese sole), 1594 nucleotides long. It is a transcript of the gene rrad, whose product is annotated as Ras-related associated with diabetes. Gene Ontology annotation, biological process: negative regulation of high voltage-gated calcium channel activity. Bases 112 to 1041 code for a protein of 309 amino acids. Lineage: Eukaryota; Metazoa; Chordata; Actinopteri; Pleuronectiformes; Soleidae. Gene Ontology annotation, cellular component: plasma membrane. The transcript has 5 exons. The record is from RefSeq and is a predicted model, not a curated record. Gene Ontology annotation, molecular function: GTP binding; calcium channel regulator activity; GTPase activity.